Penicillium odoratum is the source of this 1920-nucleotide messenger RNA. RefSeq lists its product as uncharacterized. The transcript has a single exon. The coding region runs from base 1 to 1920 and encodes 639 amino acids. The record is from RefSeq and is a predicted model, not a curated record. Lineage: Eukaryota; Fungi; Ascomycota; Eurotiomycetes; Eurotiales; Aspergillaceae.
AUGGAAGUCUCCCUCACCACUCCAUUGGCGCAUGUCAGGGCAGCCAGCAAUCCCGACAACCGAUCUGAUUCGGCUCAAGUACCCUCUCCCUCCAUUCAGCCCGCCGAUCUUGAAGACACGUCCAAUGUGGACGGUGGGCACCACCGGUCAAACAGUGCUCCGACCACCCGUGACGACGCAGUCUGGCUUCGUCAACAGGUCAAGCGAGGUAAAUACAAGGAGCGAGUGAAAGUACGCCAGGAGUCAGAAUUUGGACCGGAAAACCCACAGAAACAGGUUCAAGGAAAAAAGCACCCCCAGAAGACGGCUGCGGAACUUAAGAAAAUGCACAAUGCCCGCCUGGCAACUGAACCCACGCAGACCACUGCCCGAAAAACUUCCCUGUCGACUGUACAUGCUGAGGCAUCAUCACUCGUUGUCGACCACGAAUCUUCCACUUCAGUCGGAAGUCCAUCGAGUGAUGAAAGUACGGGAACGAGCCGAGCUAUCUCAACCGAUCCGGCAUGUUCUCCAGCCCAGCCACCACCAGCUGUUACUAUGCCAGCAAACAGACGUCUUACUGUCUUUAACUUUAGGCACCUGAAUUUUCAUGCGGAGGAAUCCGAUUCUGAGUCAACAGAACAAGGCUCCGAGGCGAGAAUCGCUGCUAGGGUUGGCAGCCUAGCCACGCCCGGCCUUAUCACGGAGAUACCAGCGGGAGAAACCCCACGGAAAGCUUCAACUUCCUUGAGCCCUUCUCAGACGCCCGACGGUAAAGCAAUGGUGGAAACAGCCGGCAGAUCGGACGGUACGCCUGUUCCCAGUGGUGCUCAAAAGAAGCACUACCACAAAGCGGCCAAGGAGCCAGCGAAAAACUUCCAAGGCAUUUCAGCUGCGAAUCCCGUCAAGCUUCCGGGCCGGGCCGCCCAGAAAUACCGGCCACACAAGGCGAGAGAAGCUGCUGCGCUUAAUGCAGCCCGUCAAGCUUCCUCUGCUGAGGAUACUGAAAUCCUUUCGAUCGAGUGUGCUAUGUCAAGCUGCCACAACGAGUGCCGCCUUUGGGAUAAGCUAGUUUGUAUCUGUCCUUAUUGUGGACCUUUGGCGGCAGUCCGAUAUUGCUCAAAGGAACACCUCCGAGAGGAUGUCAAGCUCCACUGGCCCUGGUGCGGGAAGCUGAUGGUGGAUCGGCCUCUCAAAGUGCAUUCCAUUCCGGAUGAUGUUAUGGCUGGUCCCCCUGCGAUCCCAUGCAUCGACAAUUGGAGCCACCCUGCGCGUCAUCGACAGUCUAUCUGGUUCAGCACCAGUUUCAUAGAAGGUGAUUACUUCAUCUUCGCGGACCAUGAGGAUCGAUUUGCCACACUCCCGGGGGAGGUCGAGGUGCUCUGCUCGCCACGUGUGUUGCAAGCAAUUCGCUGGAACCAUCCCGCCGAGAGAGACCAGUUCCGCCGUUGUCUUGCAGUCUGCCUUCUCGCCUCGGUUCAGGUCCAGAGCCUGGUUAACUUUCUCUACAAGAUGAUUCGCGAUUACCUCCGGAUUCGGCAUCUUUGGACGGGCAAUAUGGACGAGAUUGUCCAAGACCAGCUUUUCCGCGAGACAGGCGUCAAAGUUCUGAUUUCUUACAGCCAUGCAUGCCCCACCGAAUGGAAUGGUCUCCCUCCGAAGCAUUGCCUCGAUCGCCAAUGCAUAGCUGAUCGCAAACAGUGGUUGGGUGAUUGGGGCUGGGGUCGUGGUUUCGAACGCCUUUGCCAGUUCAUGGAGGCCCAGUAUUGGAUCCUCCGUGCGAAUCGAACCACCCACCCUGAUUGUCAAUCUCUUCAAGGACGAAUCUGCGGUGUAGGAUACGGAGAAUGGGUCCCUCGACAGGACCGGCGAUUUUUCCGUCGCGGCGAGGGUUGGGAUGGGGAGGGUACCGGCCCCAUGGAGAUCGAGGGUCCAUACUGA